AUGGGCCUGCUGAACAUCUUGAAGAAGAUGAAGAAGGAUGAGAGAGAGGCCCGCAUCUUGAUGCUGGGCUUAGACAACGCGGGCAAGACCACAAUCUUGAAGACCUUGUCGCAGGAGGACAUCAGCCACAUCAUGCCAACCCAGGGUUUCAACAUCAAGAGCCUGGUGCAAGACGGUUUCAAGUUGAACGUGUGGGACAUCGGUGGCCAGAAGACCAUUCGCCCGUACUGGAGCAACUACUUCGAGUCCUCAGAUGCACUGGUCUACGUGAUUGACAGUUCUGACCGGAGACGGCUUGAGGAGAGCGGACAGGAACUGCGUGAACUUCUUGCUGAAGACAAGCUUGGAGGAAUUCCUUUGCUGGUGUUUGCCAAUAAGCAGGAUCUUCUUCAGGCGACUCCAGCCGAUGAGAUCGCGGCAGCGCUCGAUUUGGCACGCUGGGAUGGAGUCGGGCAGAUUCAGACUCGAAGCAUGCGAUUUGCAGCCACUUUAGCAACCUUUGGCACAACGUUGCUCGGCAAGGCGUGCAGUGCAAAGGACGGAAGUGGAUUGGAGGAUGGCAUGCAGUGGUUGAUUGGUGUUAUCAACGAGAAGGCUGGUCAUUCCGCCGGGCUGCGCAACGAUCCUCGGCCGCUGAUUGAACUCGGCAGGCGUGAGAUCGAGCUUUUUCCCUCAAAUCCCGGUGAGAGGAGGUCUAUAGAGAGCAGCCCGCUUCAACCAUUUUGA
Molecule: messenger RNA, 726 nt
Organism: Symbiodinium sp. CCMP2456
Lineage: Eukaryota; Dinophyceae; Suessiales; Symbiodiniaceae
Source: the annotation of a GenBank genome assembly